Messenger RNA from Orycteropus afer afer, 997 nucleotides. It is a transcript of the gene DIMT1, whose product is annotated as DIM1 rRNA methyltransferase and ribosome maturation factor. Gene Ontology annotation, cellular component: mitochondrial matrix. NCBI's taxonomy places the organism in Eukaryota, Metazoa, Chordata, Mammalia, Tubulidentata, Orycteropodidae. Gene Ontology annotation, molecular function: rRNA (adenine-N6,N6-)-dimethyltransferase activity. The record is from RefSeq and is a predicted model, not a curated record. Gene Ontology annotation, biological process: rRNA methylation.
CCGCUUUCGGUCUCCUGAAGUUCUCCGGCCUGUGAGACUGCUCCCUGUCGAGAUGCCGAAAGUCAAGUCGGGGGCGAUUGGUCGGCGCCGCCGCGAGCGGCAGGAACAGCGCCGGGAGCUGAAGAGCGCUGGAGGACUUAUGUUCAACACGGGGAUUGGGCAGCAUAUUUUGAAAAAUCCUCUCAUUGUUAACAGCAUUAUCGAUAAGGCAGCCUUAAGACCAACAGAUGUAGUCCUGGAAGUUGGACCUGGAACUGGCAAUAUGACUGUAAAGUUGCUAGAAAAGGCAAAAAAGGUAGUUGCCUGUGAACUUGACCCAAGGCUAAUAGCUGAACUUCACAAAAGAGUUCAGGGCACAUCUUUGGCCAGCAAACUUCAAGUAAUGGUGGGUGAUGUGUUGAAAACAGAUUUACCAUUCUUUGAUACUUGUGUGGCAAAUUUGCCUUAUCAGAUCUCUUCUCCUUUCAUCUUCAAGCUGUUGCUGCACCGGCCUUUUUUCAGAUGUGCUAUACUUAUGUUUCAAAGAGAAUUUGCUCUCCGACUGGUUGCAAAACCUGGAGAUAAAUUAUACUGCAGACUCUCUAUUAAUACACAGCUGUUAGCACGUGUAGACCAUCUAAUGAAAGUUGGAAAGAAUAACUUCAGACCACCACCCAAGGUAGAAUCCAGUGUUGUAAGAAUAGAACCUAAGAAUCCGCCACCACCUAUCAAUUUUCAGGAAUGGGAUGGCCUAGUAAGAAUCACCUUUGUUAGAAAAAACAAGACAUUGUCUGCUGCAUUUAAGUCAAGUGCUGUGCAACAGCUGCUGGAAAAAAACUACAGAAUUCACUGUUCAAUACAUAAUACUAUAAUACCAGAAGAUUUCAGCAUAGCAGAUAAAAUACAGCAAAUCCUAACCAACACAGGUUUUAGUGACAAACGGGCCCGUUCCAUGGACAUAGAUGACUUCAUUAGAUUGCUACAUGGAUUCAAUGCAGAAGGUAUCCAUUUUUCUUAG